UAUUUUUAUCCCAUUGACGUGUAGAGUUUUGCCAAAAUAUGUGGUGCAUCUAACCUUAAAAAACGGUGCUGAACUAAUCCUUGAAGAAAAAGAAUAUUCAAGGAUAAGUGUCGACGUGUAAAAUGGCGUGGUUCGGUGACGGAUUACCUAGCUUGUCGAAUUUAAAGGGACAGCUGACAAACUUUACGAAGGAAGUGUUAUCAGAUGGAAUUGUAGAAGAAAUAGACGAACCAUCGAAUGCAUUAAAAGAAGCGAACCAAAAGUGUGUCGAAUUACAAGAAAUACUUAACUCAAAAGAUGCAGAAAUUUCACUUCUGCGUCGACAGAAUUGCGAGCUCCAAAAGGCCGUCGUUGAAUUAAACGCAAAACCGAACGACUCGAACGACGUCAGCCAGGAUGACGAGGGCGAAUUCUUUUGGGACCCACUGUCCGCCAAAAAUCGGAACUCGAAGAAUCAGAGCCAUGGUCGACAGUUGCAGGAACAGUUGGCGCAAGCCACCGUGAAGAUACGCGAUUUAGAAACGGAAUUGAAACGAGUUCAGAAGGUCAGUAAUCCUUCCUUGAAGGAAGAGCUCGCCGAUGGACACCAGAAGGCAGAGUUCUUGAGAGCCAAGCAAGAUAUGGUGAACCGUAUAAUACAGAUGGAAGAAAAGAACCGAGAAACGGAGAGGAACACGAAACGCGUGCAAUCAGAUGAAACGGCGCUGAUCAAUGAUUUCCGAACGGUGCUCUCUAAAUUGAACUCCCUGGAGAAGUUGGAUCUAGUUCGAACUGCAUUGAAGGCGUUGGAAAGCGAAAACGAGAAGCAAAGUGAAGCUAAUAAGCAAGAAAAAUCAGACUUCGACGAGAAGUUUAAAGGGCCUGACAACGAAUCAGUGUCGCUGAAAGCUAAUUCAGAGAAUCAUAAGCGGCACGAUGGAUUCAUCGAGGCUUCCAGCAACAGGGAGUCAGAAUUAUACAAAAAAAUCGAAGAACUCCAGGAAGAAAACAAAAGAUUGUUCACCAGUGUCGAGGAAUUGGACCAACAGCACGAGGAAUCAAUAGAGAAGCUGUUGUCUCUCAAGGAAGAGGUCGAGAAAAAGCACCAGUGCCUUCAAAACGCUUACGAGCAGCUUUACGUAGACUAUAAUCAGGCUCAGGAUAAGGUAACCCAAUUGGAGGACAGGCUCAAGGACUCAGCAACGCGUAUCCGAAGCGAAACAGUAUCUCGUUCAGUGCAAAAUACCAUCCUGGACAAUGUGGAUAAAUCAGUUCAAACGGAUGAUCUCCAGACCCCCGAGGAGAAGACCAAGAAUAGCACGAUCAACGAGCUAACCGAGAGGAUCAAUGAUAUUCUGAGAAACUCGGUCGUCGAAACGGAGCCGAACGAAUCAAUUUUCGAGGCAGUCGCUAAACAGUACGUGGAUACAAAAUGGAAGAAAGAUGUGCUGGAGAAGAAGGUAACCGAACUCACUCGGGACCUAAAGGAUGCUGUGGAGAUGAAGGAGAACAUGCAGGUAGAAUGCGACGUGAUGCAGUCGCACAUUGAUUCAUUAUUAUUAGAGGUUCAGGAUUUGAAAUUAAAUUUACCGUCCAUCCCGGAGGCGAGCGAGGAACGAGUCGCCUCUUUAGAAUCAGAAACGGAAUCCUUACACGAGGAAGUGAAGCGACUCCAAUCAGAGAAUUCCACGUUGAAGAAAGAGAACGCGGUGCUAAGAGAAGGAGGUCUGAACGAAAUUAGAACAGAAACUCAGGGCCAGACAGGAACUACGUCAAGAAAUAGGAAACCGACGAAACUAGAGGACAUUCCUGAAGAUAUCGAGGAAACUGAUAGCGCGAUAGAGAGCCUAAACCGCAGAUUGCACGCGACACUGGACGAGAACGACGAAUUGCGGAGGAAGGUUGAUUUGCUUGAAAAUACAGAGAAAGAGACGCAGGAACAGCUGAGGAUGUCCUUGGAGAGGUGUAAAGGAUUAGAUGAGAACAUUGAAUUUAUAGAGGAGUUGAAACUCGAUUUGGAAAACGUCAGAAGGGAAUUAAAGACGUCCACCUCGAAUACGAAACAGUUGGAGAGCAAUUUCACUCUUCUGCGAGAUGCGAAAAUGGAGAUUGAAAGAGAAAACGAGCAACUGUCCCGGAAGAAUGAGGAGCUAGAGACGGAAAUCUCUAAAUGGCGAGAGAUUAAUUCGGGAACGCACAACGAUGAUGUGUUCGAAGACCUCCGGGAACAGCUUAACAGAAUGAGUCGCGAGAAGGAUGAUCUGGAGUACGAUAUCUUGAACAUGAGGAAAGAAUUGGACGAGGCGUUCAAUCAGAUAGACUUGAAGGAAAGCUGCAUAGCCAAGUUGAGUCAGGAGAAUGAGAAUCUGAUGAAGGAGAAGAACUCCUUACUGGAACAGCUGACUGCCAUUCAGGACGAGUCCAACGAUAAGAUUGACCUGGUGAACACAGAAAAGUCCUUGCUGGAACAGGAACAAGUUGAAUUAAAGGAACAGGUGGAAAGUAACGAGGAGGAAUUGAACGAUGUUAGAGAACGACUAUGCGAAAUGAAAGAGAGGUAUUCAAAAUUAGAGAACGAGCUUCUGUUGAUGAACGAGAAGACUGAACAAUUGCAAUUGGAGAACGAGAAUCUCCAGAACGAGAUGAAGAAAUGCGAGGAGGUAACGAAAUUAACCGAGAAAUUAAAUUCCAUGCAAAAUGAUUACGCUCAUUUGGCUAACGAGGUGGAAACUUUGCGUUUGAGAGAAAGAGAAUUAACAGCUUUACAAGCGCGUUUUGCUAAAGUCACAGAAGAGAGCGAUGCCUUGAAGAGUCAACACGAAGAAAUCCAAGAUAAUUGCAGAAGAUUAGAACACGAAGUGGCUUGUUUACAAGCAGAGAAGAAGGAACUGUUGAAUCGCGUAAAUGAGAACACCUAUGAUAAUGAAAAACAACAGAUUGUAGCACUGUUGGAGGAAAGGACGCGAGAGAACGAGGCCCUGAAGACCAACAACGAUCAGUUAAUGGCCGAGGUGAUCGAAUCGCAAAAGAAGUUGCAAAAGAGCAUCGAUGGCAACAAGGAAUCCGUUGAUAUGGCCAAAGAAACCAUAGAAAGUCUGUCUCGUCUAGUCAGCCAGAAGGACGAGGAGAUUAAUACCCUAAGAAAAACUCUCGAGCUUGCCCAGAAUAAUACAGAAGUGUCGAACGAAUUUCAAACUGUGAAGAACGAAAGGGAUGAACUGGUGAAGUUGGUCACCAUCAAACAUAAUGAAAGCUUGCAAUAUCAUGGAGAGAUUCAAAAAUUGACACAUCUAUUGAACGAGCAAGUGUUACAGCUUCGGAAUUUGAUGUCAGAGAAAGAUGCAGCUUUAUCAGACUUGAAGGAGAAGGAGGCAGAACUUUCUUGGAUGAGAAACGAGUUGCAGAUGCUUCAGGAACGUUUAAAUGAACCGAGUAACAAAGAAAUAUCUAGAAUUGUGGAGAAUUCAACUCAAACUUCAGCAGAAAUUGCGCUUCUUGAUGAAAAGUGCAAUGCAUUGGAAGCAGCCCUGAUUCAAGAACAAUCCAAUAAUAGAAUGCUGCAGAAUCAGUUAAAUGAGAGUCAAAUUAAAGAAGCGAAUGCAGCCAAGGAAUUGGAGAGGCUUAGGACACAUCUGGUGGAAAUGGAGUCAAAUUACACAGAAGAAGCUCUGAUCGCGGAAGAGUAUAGAAAGGAAUUGGAAGCGAAACUGCAACAAGCUGAAGAAAAAGUGAAAAAUAGUUCAACAGCGUAUACAUCUGCUAAUAUUAGAGCCAAUCAACAGGUGGAAACGUUGCAACAACAAAUGGCAUUGAUUAUUCAACAAAGAGAUGAUAUUCAAAACAAACUGUCUGCUGCUGAAGAUAAAAUUCUAUCGCAGACUGCUUCUUUGACUAAUUUACAAAUUGUCUUGGAACAGUUCCAGCGAGAUAAAGAAAAGGAUAUCAUGGCAGCGACAGAAAGGAUUCAAGGAAGGUUGAAUGAAUCCUAUAGGAAACAAGAAGAGCUAGUCAAUGAUAUUACUAAUCUUAAGGAACAAUUAGCCGAAGCUAAAGAAUGUUUGCAAGCAGCAUCCAGAUUGAGUGAACAGCUGGAUAAAAAAACAGAACGUAUUGAACAGCUGAGCCAAGAAGUGGACCGGCUGUCAAAUCUUGUAAACACUGCCGAUCGUAGGAUAGAAGAAGCUAAACAAAGUGGAGAGGGAAAAGUUGAUAAAACUCUCAUUAAAAAUCUUCUAUUGGGUUACCUGUCGUCGUCGGCUGCAGAUAAGUCCGCGGUACUCCGAGUAUUUUCCACAAUUUUGGACUUCAAUGAAGCAGAAAGGGAUAAAGCCGGGUUGAACAACGCGGCUGUCCAAAAUAGUUGGUUUUCACGCUUAAGUAGUGGUUCUUCUGUUCCCAACAAGGAUCACGAAACAUCCUUGUCAGCUGCAUUUGUAAGAUUUUUAGAAAGUGAAUCAAAGCCAAAACCACAGUUGCCUGCCUUACCAAUUCAAACAUCAGCUUUACCACGACCUGGUCACAGUAGACAACAUUCUACAUCGUCCACGCAAUCUACUUUGCUCCUUUCUAACGUAAAUCUACCAACAUUCCCGGACUUCGUACCGGCCAGAAAUACAGGAUCAAUUUUAAAAGAAGUGUUAAAGGACAGCUGAUAUUAAAACUCCUAGAAUAUGUAUUUUGUACACUUUAAGACUGUAAUGGAAAGCAAUGUUUCAAGAAUUCCAUUUAAAAGGGGUACAGCUAAAGUGGUUACAAAUAAACCAGGAUCGUUUUUACAGAAGGAGUAAACAUUUAUUAUUUAGUUUCAGUCAUGCAAACAAUUGGAAGAAGCUUAGAAUAUGUCAAUUAAAAAUAAUCCGUACUAUUGCGUUAAAGCAUAUUAAUGAAGAAAUCAAGUCAUCUAAAAUUCUACAACGAAUGAAAUAGUAAAUAAUGUAUAUUUGCAGUAUUAAAUCUUUACAUAUAUUUUGUAAUACAUACUAAAGUUAUCCAACCAUUUUUCUCUAUACUUAUCGGUAAUGAUACAUCAUUUGUUUGGAUAAUUUAAAUGUAUUGAGUUUUAUGAUCAUAAUUACUUUGUUAGAAAUAAAUACACUUUGUUCAUUUAGUUUUACAAUUGUAUAUAAAAAAAUAUGUGCUAAAAAUAAGUACGAAGUGAUGGGGCUAGCAAUAAAUAUGUAAUAAUAUGUUAAAUAUACUAUUAAUAAUG
Osmia bicornis bicornis is the source of this 5188-nucleotide messenger RNA. Its product is annotated as thyroid receptor-interacting protein 11-like. The record is from RefSeq and is a predicted model, not a curated record. Gene Ontology annotation, molecular function: small GTPase binding. The coding region runs from base 123 to 4631 and encodes 1502 amino acids. The transcript has 13 exons. Gene Ontology annotation, biological process: Golgi organization; endoplasmic reticulum to Golgi vesicle-mediated transport. Gene Ontology annotation, cellular component: Golgi apparatus. Lineage: Eukaryota; Metazoa; Arthropoda; Insecta; Hymenoptera; Megachilidae.